Thunnus maccoyii (southern bluefin tuna) is the source of this 4927-nucleotide messenger RNA. RefSeq names its product neurexophilin-1. Bases 55 to 936 code for a protein of 293 amino acids. The transcript is spliced from 2 exons. The record is from RefSeq and is a predicted model, not a curated record. Lineage: Eukaryota; Metazoa; Chordata; Actinopteri; Scombriformes; Scombridae. Gene Ontology annotation, molecular function: signaling receptor binding.
GGAGGAGAUAUUUUGCGGCUCAUCAGAGGCUGAGAAGAUCAAGGACAGGUUGACAUGAGGGGAGACGCUCCACACGGAGGCAUGAGGACCACAUGUCUGUUGGCUGCCGCUCUCUUGCUGCUGUCGUUCAUCUCUCUGGUUUCCAGCGCUGAUUCACCAAGUUCAGGAAAUUCAGACUUGAGAGAGAGCUCAAAAUCCAAAGUGAAGACUUACUGGACCGAGAGCAGCAAGGCCUUCUCCAUCAGUCGUCUCCUGUCCCAGUCCCUUUACGGCAAAGAGAACUUCACCUCUCUGGAUCUGAACUAUGAUGAGGCGGACCCGUUCUCUAAACAGGAGCAGUGGCUUUACAACGCCUCAAACCCCCGCGACCCUCGAUCCAGGACGAAAAGGAGGCCCAUCGUCAAGACUGGCAAGUUCAAGAAGAUGUUCGGUUGGGGCGACUUCCAUUCCAACAUCAAGACGGUGAAGCUGAACCUUCUCAUCACCGGCAAAAUCGUGGAUCACGGAAACGGGACCUUUAGCGUCUACUUCCGCCACAACUCGACUGGUCAGGGCAAUGUAUCCGUGGGCCUCGUUCCGCCGACCAAAGCUGUGGAGUUCCAGGUCCACCAGCCGCACCAGCAGUACCACCACCAUCACCAGCAGCAGCAGCAGCAACAGCAGACGGCUCUGGAGACCAAGGACACCAAGCUGUUCAACUGCAGGGUGGAGUACGAGAAGGUGGAGAAGGGCACCAGGAACUCACUGUGUGCCCACGACCCCUCCCAGAGCUGCCCCCAGGAGCAGACCCAGAGUCACGUGUCCUGGCUGUGCUCCAAGCCCUUCAAAGUCAUCUGCAUCUUCAUCACCUUCUACAGCACCGACUACAAGCUGGUGCAGAAAGUGUGUCCAGAUUACAACUACCACAGUGACACCCCUUACCUCCCCACCGGGUGAUCACCUGACUGGAUGACGGGAAGAAAAAAGAAAAAAAAAAAAAAGAUGCAGAGACAGGCCGUUGCGCCCUGAGCGACGUCAAAUUAUUUGAAUGAAAAUGGAGUCCAAACACUUGAAACUUGAGAUGUUGACAGGCAUUAUUACAGCUAACAUAUCCUUGUCGCAAGACUGAUAUUGCUCCAAUGAACAGACCUACCCCAAGGUCAUUAUGAGAGCAUUUAGGGAAGCAUUUAUAGGCUUGCAAUACUCAUAUUAUAUGCAUAGCUGCUUACAUUGAAAGGAAAUUCUCAAGCCAACUAUAAAAAUAUGCUGAUUGUAUUUAUGUAAAUAUUGUGGAUUCCACACAAAGACCAGAAAACAAUUUUAUUAAUGUUUUCUCCUGCUAAUUUAGUUGUUUAUGUCGAUAAUGUAUUUCCGUCUCAAUCAUGCUUUCUGUCUUUUCCAAUCAGUCUCUGGUAAUCAUUGCAAACACGUAAAUGUCAAUGCAAAUAAGAAGAAUCUGUCAGUAUGCAUUAGAGGGCAUAAUGGGAAAAAGCAAACAUAUUUUGAAUGGUGUUGUUUUCUGCAGUGCGAUUGUUAGAGUCAAUAUACCUCUCUGAUAUUGUUGUUGGAAUCUCGUCCAUGUCCAUGCAUGAACCGAAUGUGGUAAACAACUGAAAAACAUCCAUCUAUAUUUUCAUGUUAUUGCAGCUGUCAGAAAUAAUCUUCACUGAGUCAUGAUUGUUACAGGAGAAAAAGAGGAAGAAGAAGAAGAAAAAAAAACAAAAAAAAACAACUUCUAUUUUAAUUCUGCGUUAUGUGUUUAGCGGUUUUAAGGGCAUAGAUGGCGCACGGAAAAAAAAGACACCAAUGGAGGGCUCCCGUCAAAUCAGACAAAAGCAAGUAAAUGUUGCAAUAAAUAAAUAAAACUUGCAGAAGACACACAAGAUGACAGGGAUACAGAAGAUCAUUUUCUGCACUGCUUUAAAAAAAAAAAAAAAACAUAACUGUGCCCUAAUUCUGCUGUGUUCUCAGUCCUGCAUUUCCAUUUUAGACACUUAAGACGUGGCUCUUAUGUUUGUGACAUAAAACAAGUCCGGUAUAAUAAAUUUCAUCUUCUGUAUCACUAACAUGACAAGCAACCUGUUGUUAGGAGUGUCAGAGCCACAGUGCCCCCGCAGUAUCCAAAAAUAUCUGUACACAGUAGGGUUUAGCAUCUAUAUAGAAAAAAAAAAAAACAAGUGUCUGAAAGUGUUUAAAAAUAGAUAUUAGAACAAGCUGAAGAGGAAAACAUGGAGGUGUUAGAGAAGAUAAUAUGAAGUUCAUUUAACAAAGGUUGAAACAGAACAGAUAUUGUGUUAAAAUGUGAGAUGUGGUAAAAAAAAAAAAAGAUAAAAAAAGAAAAAGUGGUUUCUUGCUGCAGAGGAGACAGAGGAGACAUACAUUAAACAGCAGGUGCUAAUCACACAUUCCACCUAUCAAACGUUUGCACCACUGGUUAUCAAAAAGGCAAAUUCUAGAUGAGACUAACGCUGGCUGUUAAUGAUAUUGGAUGUUCCAAUUGGCUAUUAAACCUUCAUUACAUAAAUUGGGAGCCAGUGGCUCCACGUGAAGCAUUAAGAGAAAAUGAACACAGUGUAAGUGGGAGCUCUGCAGAGUCAACAUCAGAGAAAGAACAAAUUAAAGUGCCGAUAGAAAACCUGUAAAAAAGUACAAAUGUGCACCUAGGGGCGCAAUCACUGCUGUCUAUUUAAAUUCAGUGCUCUUUCAUAGUGUACACUAUGGUAUACGCAACACAGUAACUGCUAAUCGCAGCCUGGACGGCGUCCAAUAUGCCAACAUGGGGUGUAUUUUUCUGACAAGGCAGGCCAAAGAAUAGGGGGUCUGCCUGUGGGAUGAGUGAGCAUAAAGAGGAAUUUAUGAUGUGGAGGAACAAGGCUGGCAGAAAUCACUGGAAGCACCUGACUCGUAAAUUGAGAGCAUGUUUCUGUCACCGAGAAGAAGGAAUGACUAAUGUCUCAGAUUGCUGUUUGGGCCAGUUCUUUCAUCUCAAUAAAGUGACUCUGAUAUCUCUCCACCCCUACCCAAAAUGUGCCAGGGACAGUUUGUUCAGCUUCAAAGAAUUAAAAGGCAGCACUUUGCCGAGACAAUGCGACCUCAUUAUGCACAUAAUCUUACAAGUGUAAACAGUCUGGCACAAAAAAAAAGUGUUUGGUGUGAAAGCUGCUGAGAGAUGGAUCUGUUCCCUGACUGAUGUCGUCUGAGGGUAAAUACAAUAUACGUGUUGUGUUUAAGGCGGAAUUAUUAAUGACAAUAAUAAUAAUAAUGACAAAAUUAACUGUGUGUGAUGUACGAGGUGUCGACGAACGCAGAGAAUCGUUGACCGACUUGUGUGUCUUUCAGCUUUUUGUUCUGAUUUUAGGGUCUGCACUGUUUUUAUUUUGGUUUACCCUCGCUGCCCUGAGCGUCACCUCCAGUGGCAGAAAAGCUCUAAAAAAACGACAGACGGAGACAGAUUGACUAGCUGGUGAACACAGUGAAGCAUUUAGUAGCUAAAGAGCCAAAUAUUUUUUCUCAGGAGUUGCUGGAGAUCAAAAGGGAGUAAACAUUGGACUCACAUUAUGUAAGUCCAAUAUUUUCUCCAAAAAAACAACUCCAAAUGUUGCUGAAGUAGAAAUGUAGUGUAGUGAUCAACUUUAUAAAAAGGUGAAAAUAUGUCAAUGUUGUGUUCACAGCUUGUUCUGUUGCCUCCAAGUUGUUAAACAAAUCAAUUAAUGCAGGUUUAAGAUGAAAAAUGAGCAUUUUUUGUUUGAUAGUCAUUGCAAAUAUCAAGCUGUUUUACGUCUGUGUUUAAUAACUUUACUGAUUUAAAACAAAUCUUAGCACCUGGAGAUAUUAAUAAGUUUGAUUUAAUUGUUUGGUCGGGUGUUAAGAGAGUAUUAAAACACCUGCAAUCAUUUUGGGAGUGACAGCAGCUUCCAAUUUUUGUAUUUUGCCUUUUAGCGGUAGGGCUAACCUUUUGUUAACUAUCAGAUCGACUCAGUGAAGUGAUUAAACGGAGAGGAAAGUAAGGAAGAAAAGUAGCGUCGUAUAAUUAAAAACCAUCUCACGUAGGAAAUAGAGCUUUUCAGAAAUUUAAUUCAAACCAAUCUCAAAUAUCUAAUAACUUAAAUUUCUUGGAGACUAAUUUGCACAAUUGUGAAAAGGUCAGAUUCAUAAAAACUCUGCUUCAAAAACCAACAUUUCUUAAAAUUAUGUUAAUUUCAAAGCACAGAUUUUUACCCGGCAGCAAGAAAAACUGGGUGUUUCCUUGGAGAAACUGUCCGUUUAUGGAGCUCUAUGUGUGUAUGAAUGAAACCGACAGUAUUACAACCCGCCAGCGUUUGGGCGUCUAAGUUAUCUUUGGGCCCAGAUCUUCUCCCUCGGUUCAGUUGUCCUGGGCCGGAGCCAUCCAUGCCUGCCGUCUAUCCCCAACUCGCCCACAAUCCCUGAUUAAUGUGGUCUGGGCGGGAGCUGUCAGAAAUGGCAGAGAGAAUCAUGGGAUUUCUCCUUCAGAGUCCCAAUGACACCCAGCAGCUGCAGGAGUAAACAGAUGACUAACCACUGGCCUUUUGGCAGCCUGUGGAGAUUCACACGGAGGGAGGGCUGCGAACAUUGCUUUGACAUUUAGGUGGAUUAGAAAGUUCUUGGGUUCUGCUCUCGUGGUGUCAGAGGUGGUUGGCAUAGUAAUUAUUUGCAUCUUGGUUUUCUUCCGCUUGACCCCCAACCGCAGUAAAAAAAUGUAGAGCUUCGUUCCCCCCCCCCCACUUACAGAUGUUUGUUCAAAAGCUCAGUUUAAAAAGUGUAAAAGAUCCUUAUGUGCUUCAUUUAUAAGCAAAUCACAUUUUGUUAGCGCUAUCGCAGAACAAAUAAUAGACGUCUUCUUAAAAAAAAAAACAACCAAUUGUCAUUUCUGAUCAUGUCCUGCUGCAGAAUUCAUUUCAAAUCUGGGGCCGACGCUGUCCUGGGGCAC